Molecule: messenger RNA, 1190 nt
Organism: Camelina sativa (false flax)
Lineage: Eukaryota; Viridiplantae; Streptophyta; Magnoliopsida; Brassicales; Brassicaceae
Source: RefSeq, a predicted model, not a curated record
UUCACCAACGGAUGGAAAAAUGUCUCUGAUCGUCUCCCGACUCACCAAGCCUCGGAACGAAUCUUUACUACUAGGACAUAAGCUUCUUCUUCAGAGGUGGAGCUCUCGUCGUUUGCUUUCGUCUUGUCCACCAUAUUUUGUCUUAUGCAAUAAACCUAAUGGUGGACAUAAAAUCCUGUCUUAUCUCCCCACCAAUUGGUAUAUGUUGGAGUCGGACAAGAAGGUUCCUUAUGAGUUGCUAGAGGCAAACGCAACGAUUGGAGCAUCCAGAGGCUGGGUCGCUACCCUCAACAGCAAGGGUGUGGUGUGUCUCCAAGACGAUCUGAACGUAUACACAAGUGACUCCGCAGACCCAAAACGUAUUUCACUGCCUCCUAUUUUGCCUAUUCGCCAUUGCCAGACCCGGAUUGUCACCAACGUGGCCAUGUCCUCUUCUUCUCCUCUGAAUGACGACUGUGUUGUGGCUGUCAAGUUCUUGGGACCUCAACUCAGCCUGUGCAGGCCAGCUCACGACACCAAAUGGACCAACAUCAGGGUCCAAGACCCCAGUUUCUUCACUUCCCAUGUCAUUUUUUCCAAGAGGGAUCAGAUGUUCUCCUUGCCCGCUUCUGGAGCCAACCACUUGGCAUCCUGGGAUCUCCUCAAACACAGGGACAACCCCAAGUUUACAAAGUUGCAUUUUCAUCAAAACCUUCCCGGCGUUUUGGGAAAGACGAACAACCUAGAGCCUUGUGACUCGUGGUGCAGGGCCGAACACUUGGUGGAGUCGUCAGCAGGCGAGAUGUUCCUUGUUAUUUGGUACAGGUCCGCCAGAGAAGAUAUGGUGGGUUUGGAAACCAAAGGUUUUAGGGUCUUCAGGGUAGACGAGGAAGGGAACGCUACUUACACUGAAGACAUUGGAGAUCUCUGCAUUUUCCUAUCCAAGUCUGAGCCUUUCUGUGUUCCUGCUAGCUCCUUUCCUGGCCUCGAGAGAAACUUCAUCUAUUACCUCGAUUUCCACGAGUCCCGUUUCAUCCAGGAGGUAGGAAUCUUUGGACUGCAGGAUAGCACCUCAAACUUCUCAUCGGGCUAUACGGGCAGGGUCCCUUACUAUUUUCCACCUUAACCUAUGCAAUGAGUUAUCCUCUNUUUUUUUUUUUUUUUUUUGGAUUAGACAGCCACUUCUAUCCAUCCUGUCUUUGGUCUGAAAA